GAUAAACUGUAAAAGAGAUAACCAUGGAGGAGGAAUUUACAGAAUACCUUGUCUCAGCUUCUGAAAAAUUGCUCCUUGAAUAUGGACAAACUGCUGAUCUAAAUGAUGCAAAGAAGCAGCAAGACCUCAUUAUGGUUAGGCUGCAUGCACAGUAUUUAAACGAUAUACAGAACAUGCAGUACUGUGUUUCACUUAAAAUAUGUGAUUUGUCUGGUAAUUUCAUUACAAAUAUUGAUGCACUUGAAUGUUGCACUAACUUAAUUAAACUGGAUCUCCAUAACAAUCAGCUAGAAGAGCUUCCAGGCCCAAUUUUUUGGGGCAGCAUGGCGGACUUAAGCCUACUGUAUCUUCAUGAUAAUGGAAUUUCAACACUGGAAAAUGUGCAUUCAUUAUCUUUCUGCCCUAAUCUGAUUGCACUUACCUUGUUCAAUACUCCACUGUGCCUGAAAAUAGCUUAUAGACAUAUUGUUGUUAACAGUAUUUUUUCACUGAAGGCAUUGGACUACUAUGUCAUUUCUGAUGAGGAAAUAAUGGAGGACUGGAGGCUUCCUGAAAAAUAUAAACCAUUUACUCUUAGCUUUUUUGUUGAUUUCCCCCCUCUUUCUGGAAAGGAAACUACGUUUCGGGAAGAAAUGAAAAUGAUAAGAGGCAUAAUUUCCAAGAUCAAUUAUGUUCUAGCUCAUCAUUCGCCAGUCCUGAUUAUUCAAAAAUGGAUAAGAGGAUAUUUAAUUAGAAAAAUAUUGUGCUUGAUUCCUGUACAUCACAUUUUGCGAUACAAACGUUACAUCAAAGAUAGAACAAAGUACAUUCAACCCAGAUCUUCAGUAUAUAGUAUUAAAAGCUGUAUAUCUCAUACCAUUAAGCCAGAACAACACGCUGAGGAGAAAAAACUUACAUCGGGCAUCCAAACUACAGAUGUGAAAGAUCUUAAGGAGCUUCAUUUAUAUUUGAGAAAAUUAAAUUAUCCCAUUCUCUCAACCAUACUGAGAUUGGAAGAAAAGAAAAGGAUUAAAGAGAAGAAAGCAAGAAGGUCACCAAGGAAGGAUCUCUUGGAAUGGAAAAAAACUGAAAUGAAAGAAGAUGGGAUGGCAACGAAAUUUAGGCUUUCAGUACAUAGGAUGCCAUUUUAUUCAUUGACUGAGGAGUUGCAACGAUAUCAAGAUAGAGACAAAGAUUUUUUUGAUGCUGUCCAGGACUUGCGUUAUGUCAUGCAUCCUAUACCACAAACUAUGCCUGUACAUGAGCCAGGCAGCAUUGAUAAGAGGAUAUUUGCAAAAGCAUUUGGAACUAUAAGACUUCGGCCCUUGUAUGCUAUUGAUAAAGCAUAUUGGGAAAGUCAGAAAUUGGAUGCCCAUCUUAAAAAGGAGCGGGAAGUUAUGCGGAUGCAGAUUGCUAAAAGUGAAGCUGACGACUACGUUAACAAAUUACAUGAAGGAAAAAUAGAAAAACUUCAGAAGAAUUAUGAAAAGGAAAAGCUGAUGUUUUGUGAUAUUUUGGAAGAGUGCAAGCACAAAAGAUCAAAGUUAAUUAGUAAAAUGAGACAAAAGUAUACUCGUUUUUUAGACAGAAAGGAGGAAAAGGUAUUGGAAAACACAUUCAUUCAGCGCUUCAGCAGUCAGCAUACUUCUUUGACAAGAGGCUUAUUAAGACUUGAUGGGUGGAGGAAUUGUAAAGAAGGCAUAAAUGAAAAAAAACAUAUAAUUAAAGGAACUGUAGAAGAACAGAAACAGCGAAAAGGGUUGUAUAAACAUUUUCAUGAGGAGAGGCUACAGAUGGUGCAAAAACAAAACACAAAUGAGAAAUGUUUUAGGAAAUUUGUGACUCGUGAAAUGUCUAAGGGGAGGCUUCAGCAAUCCAAGGCAAAGGUUGAGGCUGUGAAGAAACCCAGAGUGAAAAUACUGUACACGUUGCCUGUGAUUGGCAGUUCUGGCACUGCAGUGCCCGUAGCAGAGUACGAUGGUUAAGGUGGUAAAGUAUAAUAUGGGAACUGAACAUAAGCCCAAUUGUGAUUUAUCAUUUGAAUUCGCAAUAUAAAACAUUAUUGUCUUA
This is a messenger RNA of Elgaria multicarinata webbii, 2049 nucleotides long. RefSeq names its product leucine rich repeats and IQ motif containing 3 (gene LRRIQ3). Bases 24 to 1964 code for a protein of 646 amino acids. NCBI's taxonomy places the organism in Eukaryota, Metazoa, Chordata, Lepidosauria, Squamata, Anguidae. The transcript is spliced from 7 exons. Gene Ontology annotation, molecular function: protein binding. The record is from RefSeq and is a predicted model, not a curated record.